AUGUGUUUUGUGCAAAAAGAAGAUAAAGGAGAAGUAUACAGAAAGGUACGUCUCAGCAAAACCCCAGUGAACGUGAGCAACCCACUACAUACUGCUAUAAGUAAAUCCUGGGAAUCAAUGGUUGGACUAGAGAUUCAUGCGCAGAUAUCUUCCAAAUCUAAAAUGUUUUCAGGAUCAGCUGUUAAGUUUUCAUCGCCACCCAAUUCAUUGGUCUCUUUCUUGGAUGCUUCACUGCCUGGUACACUACCUGUAUUGAACAAAUACUGCGUUGAAGCCGGAGUAUUAACAUCAUUAGCAUUAGAUUGUCAAAUCAACAGAAUAUCAUACUUUGAUAGGAAACACUAUUUUUAUGCUGAUCUCCCAGCAGGUUAUCAGAUAACUCAACAGAGGGUUCCCUUAGCAACAAAUGGAAAGAUAGAAUUUUCCUUAUUUGAUCAAAACAGCAGCAAGAAUGAGCCACAAAAGAUGUGUGUGAGAUUAAAACAAAUCCAGUUAGAACACGACAGUGGAAAGAGUUUACAUGAUGACGUCAAUCACGAAACUUUGGUUGAUCUAAAUCGUUCUGGCAUUGGAUUAAUGGAGCUCGUAAGUGAGCCUGAUUUACAGAAUGGGAGCCAGGCUGCUGCUAUGGUUCGGGAACUACAGUUAAUAUUACAGUAUAUAGGUACAUGCGAUGGCAAGAUGGAAGAGGGCUCUCUUCGUGUGGAUGCUAACGUUUCUGUCAACAGACCAGGAGAGCCUCCAGGAACUCGUACAGAGGUGAAAAACAUCAACAGUGCAAGAUUUGUUAAGAUUGCUAUUGAUAAUGAAAUACAGAGACAUAUACAAAUUCUUGAAAAUGGUGGCAAAGUUAAUCAUGAAACAAGGGCUUUUGACUUUAAAUUAGGUCAAAGUGUUUCAAUUAGAGACAAGGAAGGCUUUUCAGAUUAUAGAUUCAUGCCAGAACCUAAUCUCCCACCAUUGGUUAUAUAUGAUAAGAAGACGAUAAUGAAUGCCAGCAAAGAUGAUAUUGCUGUUAAUAUUGAUGACUUACGUAAAAAAUUACCAGAAUUACCUGAACAACAAAGACAGAGACUCACAAGGCAUUAUGGUAUACCGCUCUUACAUAGUAUGGUUUUAAUGCAAGAAGAUGGACUAGUGGAAUAUUUUGAGUCAAUUGUUCAAGAAAAAAGUCGAAAUGCCAAGACUGUAGCUGAUUGGAUUAUAACUGUUUUCUUGAAAGAACUAAAUGCACAUGGCAUGACAUUAAAAGACAGUCCAGUAUCAUCGCAUCUUAUUGGUCAGCUAAUAGAUUUAAUGACUGAUGGUGUUGUAUCUGUAAACACAGCAAAGAAAAUAAUGCCAAUCCUGUUUACAGAUGAAACAAGAUCACUUACACAGAUUAUUGAAAGUAAAAACUGGGCACAAAUAAGAGAUGAAAAACACCUACAAACACUGUGUGAUAGUGUUAUAGCUAACAAUAUGACAGUGGUAAAAGCUUAUAUUGAUGGCAAUAAUAAAGUAUUCAACAGAUUAAUGGGAUUAAUACAGCAUCAAACUCAAGGAAGAGCCGACCCCGGCCUUGUGAGAAAAAUACUACAGACAAAACUCGAAGAGAUGAAACUCAAAUGAUACAAAGUUUCAUUAUAAGAUUUUUAAUAACGUUUCAUAGAUUUACUCAGAAAUAACCUUAUUGAGGUUAAAUACAGGUCAUUCAUACUGGGAGCUAGGCAAUAUUUCAUAUUGUGGAAGUGCAACGUACCAAGUACACUCGUGGUGAGAUGAAGGGUGGC
Messenger RNA from Saccoglossus kowalevskii, 1772 nucleotides. RefSeq names its product glutamyl-tRNA(Gln) amidotransferase subunit B, mitochondrial-like. Gene Ontology annotation, cellular component: mitochondrion; glutamyl-tRNA(Gln) amidotransferase complex. Gene Ontology annotation, biological process: glutaminyl-tRNAGln biosynthesis via transamidation; mitochondrial translation. The record is from RefSeq and is a predicted model, not a curated record. Gene Ontology annotation, molecular function: glutaminyl-tRNA synthase (glutamine-hydrolyzing) activity. NCBI's taxonomy places the organism in Eukaryota, Metazoa, Hemichordata, Enteropneusta, Harrimaniidae.